This is a messenger RNA of Owenia fusiformis, 597 nucleotides long. The record is from the annotation of a GenBank genome assembly. NCBI's taxonomy places the organism in Eukaryota, Metazoa, Annelida, Polychaeta, Sabellida, Oweniidae.
AUGACUUGUCUUGGGAUGAGUUGUCUUGGGGAUGACUUGUCUUGGGAUGAGUUGUCUUGGGAUGAGUUGUCUAGAAACCAGGAAAUUGAUCAUGUGAUUGGUAAAGAACAGCUUCCGGAGCUAUCAGAUCGUGAGAAGAUGCCAUAUAUGGAAGCAACAAUUCUUGAAACGCUGCGUUACAUGUCGAUGAUCCCAACAAUCUUACAUAAAACAACUUGUGAUACCAAUAUAGCUGGUUGUGAUCUCCCAAAGAAUACACAGGUUUGGAUGAACUUAUAUGGCAUGCACCAUGAUAAACGUUACUUCAAACACAACCCAGAUUCUUUUGAUCCUUCACGAUUCCUGGACUCUGAUGGCCAUCUAGUUCCACAUGAGGAAAGAAAAGCGGUGCUGGCAUUUGGAGCAGGUAGGCGUGUCUGUAUGGGAGAAGUUCUUGCAAAAACCAGGGUGUUUCUCCUCUUUACACAGCUGUUACAAAACUUUUACUUCGAGCAAGCCGACCCUGAAAAUCCUGUCCUGUUUGAUAUGAGGAAAUUUAUAGCUGGGCCAGAUACUUUAAUCGCACCUAAAUUUAAGAUAGUAGCGAAACCUCGUUAG